ACGCCUUUUCCUGUUUAUCGCCGACGCGCUCAUCUCAGCCUGGGCCGCCCGUCAUCCUUUGCGCCAACCGCGCAGGCGCAAUGCCUCCUCUCGCUCGGGUGCGCAUGCGCGGUGCUGUCACUAUCCGGGUCCUUUCCACAUUCCCCCUCAUCUUUUUCUUUCUCCUGUCCUGCGCUAAAUCUAAGAUGGCCGCCGUCGGGGCUUCGACGGCAACAACAGCGGCGACGACGACGGCGGCGGUUUCUUCGGCCUCGACGACGACGCCGGCCUCCUCCGCGGCUGCGUCCUCCUCAGCCGCGGCGGCUUCUUCGUCAGCGGCGGCCCCGCAACCGCCUCCUCCUCCUCCUCCAUCGCAAUCGGCGGGAGGGAGCACCGGGGCGGCGGCGGUGGUGCAGCAAACCGAGGCGAGCACCGGCGGCAACAACGGCUCCGGAGGCUCCUCGUCCUCGGCGUCGUCCGGAGGCGGAGGAGGAGGCGGCGCUGGCGGGGCCUCGGAGUCGUGGUACGUGGCGCUGCUGGGCCUGGCCGAGCACUUCCGCACCUCCAGCCCGCCCAAGGUGCGCCUCUGCGUCCACUGCCUCCAGGCCGUCCUGCCCCGCAAGCCUCCCGCCCGCGUCGAGGCCCGCACCCACCUCCAGCUCGGCUCCGUCCUCUACCACCACACCAGGAACGGCGAGCAGGCGCGCGGGCACCUCGAGAAGGCGUGGCUGAUAUCACAGCAUAUUCCACAGUUCGAAGAUGUCAAAUUUGAAGCUGCGAGCCUCCUGUCUGAGCUGUAUUGCCAAGAGAACUCUGUGGAUACAGCAAAGCCGCUGCUGCGUAAAGCCAUCCAGAUCUCCCAACAGACUCCCUACUGGCACUGCCGUCUCCUUUUCCAACUUGCACAACUUCACACACUUGAGAAAGAUUUGGUCUCUGCCUGUGAUCUUCUGGGGGUUGGAGCCGAAUACGCCCGGGUGGUCGGAUCAGAAUAUACAAGAGCACUGUUUCUCCUAAGCAAAGGCAUGCUUCUCCUCAUGGAGCGGAAGCUGCAGGAGGUACACCCGCUCCUCACACUUUGUGGGCAGAUUGUUGAGAACUGGCAGGGGAACCCCAUCCAGAAGGAGUCGUUACGUGUGUUCUUUUUGGUGCUGCAGGUGACACAUUACCUGGAUGCUGGUCAGGUGAAAAGUGUCAAGCCCUGCCUGAAGCAACUCCAGCAGUGCAUCCAGACCAUCUCCACCCUCCACGAUGAUGAGAUCCUGCCCAGUAACCCUGCAGAUCUCUUCCACUGGCUGCCCAAGGAGCAUAUGUGUGUGCUGGUUUACCUGGUCACUGUGAUGCAUUCCAUGCAAGCUGGCUACUUGGAAAAGGCACAGAAGUACACCGAUAAAGCGCUGAUGCAGCUGGAGAAACUCAAAAUGCUGGACUGCAGCCCUAUCUUGUCGUCCUUCCAAGUGAUCUUGUUGGAACACAUCAUCAUGUGCCGCCUCGUCACGGGUCACAAAGCGACAGCCUUGCAGGAGAUCUCGCAGGUUUGUCAGCUAUGCCAGCAGUCCCCCAGGCUCUUCUCUAACCAUGCUGCUCAGUUGCACACUCUCUUGGGCUUAUACUGCAUAUCUGUCAACUGCAUGGACAACGCAGAAGCACAGUUCACUACAGCACUCCGGCUUACUACCCAUCAGGAGUUGUGGGCUUUCAUCGUCACAAACCUUGCAAGUGUCUACAUCAGGGAGGGGAACCGGCAUCAAGAGCUUUACAGUUUAUUGGAAAGGAUAAAUCCUGACCACAACUUCCCUGUGAGCUCUCACUGCCUGCGAGCUGCCGCCUUCUACAUCCGAGGACUCUUCUCCUUCUUUCAAGGGAGAUACAAUGAAGCCAAGCGUUUUUUGCGAGAGACACUGAAAAUGUCAAAUGCAGAAGACCUGAACCGGUUAACUGCCUGCUCCCUUGUCCUUCUGGGCCACAUCUUCUAUGUUUUGGGGAAUCACAGGGAGAGUAACAACAUGGUAGUCCCUGCCAUGCAGCUGGCCAGCAAGAUCCCGGAUAUGUCUGUCCAGCUGUGGUCAUCGGCACUCUUGAGAGACCUGAACAAAGCAUGUGGGAAUGCCAUCGAUGCCCACGAAGCUGCACAAAUGCAUCAGAACUUUUCCCAGCAACUGCUCCAGGACCACAUUGAAGCCUGCAGCCUUCCAGAGCACAACCUCAUCACGUGGACCGAUGGACCUCCCCCUGUACAGUUCCAGGCGCAGAAUGGACCCACCACCAGCCUGGCCAGUUUGUUGUGAAUAACAGACAGUUUUCACUUGGAAUCACGAUGGGAUCUUUUCUUAACACUGAGCUUUUUUAAAACCCAGGAUGGACUGCAACUUCUUCUCCUGGCCUUGACUGGAGUUGACGCAGGAAUGCAUUUCAUAGACUUGCCGUACGAUGCAGCCAUUCUAAGCUCCUUUUAAAGGUUUCUGUGUACAUAUAUAUUGUAUAUUUGCGUGCGUGUGCAUGUGUGGGUGUGUGUGUGGCUUGGAUGGCAGGGGCAUGUGCCCACAAGCCCUCAUCCUGUUCUGCAAGAGAGGACUGGGUUGUGUCCCUCCUUACUUCUCAAAAUUAGGUUGUAUAUUUUUUCAUGAUUCCUUCAGACUGAAUGUAGGCAGUUCUUUUAAAAAAGAGAGAGAAAAUGUUGAAUGUAAUGAAGGAACCACAAAUGUCUUUGGUAGUGACCCUGAAAAUGCUGCUUGCUUGCAUUUCAAGUGACAUACUUCUAUCCUUUGUAUUCCUGAAACUGUUGGAAUUGUUAUCUUGAUGGCAGUUUGGUACUUGAGCCAUUUAUUCUUAUAGUGGAAAGCUUGCUGUGCCUUCUUUGACCCAGCUUAUUAUAGUGGGAAAAGUUGGUCCUGGUGAGAAGGUAAGCCAAUCCAGCAGGAAUGUCUUUCCUUCUGUGGAUUAUUCAGGGACAUUUGCUGUUUUUUCUGACAGUGGAGAGACGCUUUGUGUCAUCUCUGGUCCUCUGAAUAUUACAUUAAGCCCCCUGUUUUAAUUAUCUCAGAGCAGGAGUGGACAAAGAGCAUUCUGCAGCCUGCAUGCAGUCCACAGGCUUGGUUUUGUGGCUGCCAAGACACUCCUCAGCCCCAAAUUGUUUUGCCCUCAAAUGCUCCCCUAUUAGCCCCAUAACUAAAGCCACCCCCCAGUGAGGGUUGAACUUGCUCUCUACCUUCCAGGGGUUGUCCACCCCUGAAGAGAUACUUUUUCCCCCUUAGUUGAAGUUCUUUUCCUUACAUCUCUUGUCCAUUUGUGCUGAGCAAGGCAGGUUCUGUUUCUCCAAUUCAAAGUAAAACGAGUGAUUUCCAAUUCUCUGUUUUGGGAAAAGGGUCAGGUCAAAUCCUGCCGCUUGCUGAGUUGGUAAUGGAACAGAAAUCCUAGUCAGUCAAGCUGAUAAAAAGGAGCACAUUUCUAGCUGCUAGUGACUGAAGAGAGAAAACUGAAAGUACGUUGGUCCUUUUGAAGCCCAAAGGUUGGCCGGUACCACCUUUUCAGCAAUUAAAGUCGGGGCUUUAGUAUCAAUGCUACUUUCAUGACUAAUUAUGUCAAACCAUAGUGAAAUCCUACAAUUACGCCAACUAAGAGCAGUUAUUCAAAUGCACUUACUUUGCAUCGUUUAUAUGUGUGUUGAAGAAUCCGGCCUUUUCUGGUAUAGAACGUAUGUGAUAUUUUAUUUUCAGGUAGGGACACAACCUUGCUUCCAAUCCAGUGUGUGUGUGUGUGUUUCUAUUUUUAAAGGAAAUAGUUGACCCUGUAACCAGAUAAGUGAAUUCCUAAUCAUGGGUUUUUAUCGAGAAUAUUUAUUAUCCAAAAACGACAACCAGCAUCCAUGGAUCGUGUUAGAUUUGUUCCCCUGCCUCGCUCAUGACCCCUUUUAACCAUGUUCGGGAAUUGGCGGCAAACGUUCGAAGCAAGCUGAUCAUGUGUCAGAAUUUAAAUGCCCAAAAGUUGCUGGCAGUGCCUGCUGGGAGGAGCAGCUGGUUUUUGUGUGUGGAGAACAGAGCGGUGGUUUUGGAGGUGGGCAGAAAGGUUAGGAAAGGGAGUGAACCCUUCUAUCAUCUCCUCCUCCCCCCCCCCCCGAACUUGGGCUGUGUUUCUUUGGCUGAGAAAGUAGCCCUGGACAUCAUAGAGAGGGACUUGAGGGUCACAUUGGCCCUUUCCAGGAAACUCUGCAAGCCAGGUCCCACCCAUUCACAAAGAAAUCAUAAUUUUCUGUCUUCAAAUGCCCGUAAGUUCGCUCUCGGGGGUGUAACCCCAGAGCAAGGACGAGGCUUUUAGUAUUAUUAUUAUUAUUACAACAAGAAGUAGUUGAGAAGUCAGUUCCUGUUCACUUCUUGUUUAAAGGCUUUUCCUGGGACCCUCAAAAGUGUUGUGAAUGACCCUAGAGGGCAUUUGGGGGCAAGAUGUGCCACCCUUCAGGGUUUUUUUGUGUAUUUUAUUUUAGCCUGGGUGCUAAAAGGUAGACCCAGUGAGGUCCCUGGCUGUACAUAGUUGUGAUUUAUCAAGAUUGCGAAUAUACAGUUGUUCUAAUCUCUCUUUCCCCCCCUUUGAUGCCAUUUUGAGAAGCAAAAAAGAAAAAAUCUUUUCCAUUGCUGCAGAUGCCGAUUCUGCACUUAAGGAAGAGAUGCCUUAAUUUAGUAACUGAUGUUUGCUUCCUCUCUUAGAUGAACCAUUGCAUCUUUUGGCUCAGUGUGUAUCAAGCAGGAGCAGUCAACUCUAGGGCAUUGAUUCCCAAACUCUGGUAUAACAAUGUCUUGGCCAGUGGUCUGGGAUUCUGGGAGCCCAAGCCCAAAACGCCUGGAAGGCUAGAGUUUGGGAAUCGCUGCUCUAUGAGCAUAUAAUGCUCCAGAUUUCUGAGUUUGGCCCUUUGCUAAACUGGACCGGUUUCCAGGGCGCAUAAUGCAACCAUAGCCCUCUCCCACUUAUUUGGGUAGCAGGGACUCCGUUCUCUAGAUGGGCCACAAUUCAGAGGCCAGGAGUAUAUUUUUCCACCCCAAAUUCCUCCUCUCUCCUCCCAGCACCUUCUAGACAGUGUUCAGACACCCAGUGUGUUCACAAUUGGCAUUAGAUAACACUGUCAUUCAGGAAGAGUGGCCUUAGCAACUAAUACGUAUAUUUAUAAAUCUAAUAAUAAUAAUAAUAAUAAUGCUCUCUUUUUGGAUGCAUGUACAUGUUAGGUGCCGCAUCGGAAGGUUUUAAAAAAUGUUUCUUGCAAUGUUGAAAACCUAAAUUCCAUAGGAAUGGGCCUUGUCAAAUUUCCCCCGCUUUGGAAAAAAUGGGGUCGGACUCAUUGAAAGUUGCCUUGAGGGACUAAACCAGUGGUCCCCAAACUGUGCCCUUUAAGGGUUUUUGGACUUCAGCUCCCAGAAUCCCAGGCUAUUGGCCAACAUGGCUGAGGCUUCUGGGAGCCAAAGUCCAAAAUCUCUUAAAGAGCCCAGUUUGGAGACCACUGGACUAAGCCUUCUAUUCAGGCUGCCAGUUGAAUAUCCCGACUGUUAUAGUUAUAGUCUCCCUCCUUUGCAUCCCUGUCCCCAGUAGUCCAUCUUUAGGAUCUGGUGUCGGCCCCAGAAACCUUCAUUGAGGCUGUUAGGUCUGUCGGUGGACCUAUAUACAUACCUAGGAUUUUGCAGAGCUGGGAGUCUGCUGAAGCAGAUGAGCAUCCUGGUUGGGUCACACAGCGAUGCCCCUCCUGUAACGUUCUUUACCAAACAGUUCUUUGUAUGUACUAAAAAGGAAAAAGGAAACUAUCAUGGCGUGCUUUAGUAAAUUUGUACAGUUUUUGUCUUUUAGCCUUUUUGAAAAGCGUUUAAAUCUUUCCUAGUGAUGGAUGUGCAAAACAUAAAAAGAACUAUGCACAAGGGGA
Molecule: messenger RNA, 5878 nt
Organism: Sceloporus undulatus (fence lizard)
Lineage: Eukaryota; Metazoa; Chordata; Lepidosauria; Squamata; Phrynosomatidae
Gene: MAU2
Product: MAU2 sister chromatid cohesion factor
Exons: 19
Coding region: 81-2267 (728 amino acids)
Biological process (GO): maintenance of mitotic sister chromatid cohesion; mitotic sister chromatid cohesion
Cellular component (GO): SMC loading complex; chromatin
Molecular function (GO): protein binding; double-stranded DNA binding
Source: RefSeq, a predicted model, not a curated record